CUUGCCGUCCACUGGAUCUUUCCACUGCUGGACCGAGUCAUCGCCACUGCACCACUGAUAACCAUCUCCCCUCGACUCGCCCGCGCCAAUGACCCGCGUCCUCUCACCAAAGUCUAUCACGGCGGCACGCACAGCCAGUGCCGCGAGCCUCCACACGUCGGCCGUCGCCCGCGCCAAAUCGACCCCGCCGUCGGCGUCAGCCGCCCGCCCAGCAAAGCCGGCAGCAACCCCACUAUCCUCGCUUCUCCUGCCCUCGUUUAAAGGCUCCAACUCUUCGUCGUCGUCAACAUCACCCACCCGCCGCGCAGCAUCACACACCGCCAUGCCUACCACCACCAGCCCGUACUCUGUCCCCCGGACCAGCGCGCAGAUCUCGGAGGAGGUCAGCGAGGCCGUUGCGGGCAAGGAGAACGUCCAGCGCUUGCAGCGCCUCCAGCGCGACUUUAGGAGCGACACCUUCACGAUGCCGACCGACGCGCAGCUGCUCGUGUCGCUGCGCGCGUCGCGCGGAGACGACGUGUACCACGAGGACCCGUCGACCGCGGCGCUCGAGGAGCGCAUCGCCAAGAUGACGGGCAAGGAGGCGGCGCUGUUCGGCGCGUCGGGCACCAUGACCAACCAGCUCGUCAUCCGCACGCACAUGAAGCAGCCGCCGCACUCGGUCAUCACGGACCACCGCGCCCACGUGCACAUGCUCGAGGCGGGCGGCAUUGCCAUGUUCUCGCAGGCGACGACGCACGGCAUCACGCCGGCCAACGGCAUCCACCUCACCGCCGAGGACAUUGAGCCCGCCCUCCAGCUCGGCACCAACAUCCACAUUGCGCCCACCAAGCUCGUGUGCCUCGAGAACACGCUCUCGGGCAUCAUCUUCCCCCAGGAGGAGGUCGUGCGCAUCGGCGAGCUCGUGCACAAGAACGACAUCCAGCUGCACCUCGACGGCGCGCGCAUGUGGAACGUUGCCGCGGCCGAGAUUGAGCGCCGCGGCCUCAACCCCGGCGACGAGGGCGUGCGCACCGCGGUCCUCACCGAGCUGCUGGCGCCGUUCGACUCGGCGUCGCUGUGUCUCUCCAAGGGCAUUGGCGCGCCGAUCGGCUCGGCGAUCGUCGGCACAAAGGAGUUUAUCGAGCGCGCGCGCUGGUUCCGCAAGAUGUUUGGCGGCGGCGUCCGCCAGUCGGGCGGCGUGGCCGCCAGCGCAGACUAUGCGCUCACGCACCACUUCCCCCGGCUGGCGGGCACGCACGUGCUCGCGCGCCGUCUGGCCGCGGGGCUCGAGAGUGUCGGCUGCGGCAUCGUCGCGCCGGUCGACACGAGCAUGGUCUUCUUCGACCCCACGCCGCUGGGCCUGACCAUCGGCGAGAUCUGCGACGCGCUCGCCGCACUGCCCAACCCCAUCAACCUGAACGCCAACCGCGUCGUCCUGCACCACCAGACGUCGCCCGAGGCCGUCGACGACUUCAUCGCCGAGGUCGAGCGCCUCGCGGCGCUUGUGCCGGCUGAGAAGCGCGCCGCGGGGGCUGCGGCCGGCGUAGGGGCUUCGGCGACCGUCAAGCUCGGCUACUAGGCGAAGAGAGACGCGGGCGGAGUGAAGAGCAGCAGGCAGACAACUAAUUGGGUACAGCACCGUAGUGUAAUUGGCGAUCGUAUAGACCACAAGAACAGUGCGCACAAUGUUUGAAUGUACAGUAUUGCAUAG
Molecule: messenger RNA, 1693 nt
Organism: Vanrija pseudolonga
Lineage: Eukaryota; Fungi; Basidiomycota; Tremellomycetes; Trichosporonales; Trichosporonaceae
Product: putative low-specificity L-threonine aldolase
Exons: 2
Coding region: 89-1561 (490 amino acids)
Biological process (GO): glycine biosynthetic process; L-threonine catabolic process
Cellular component (GO): cytosol
Molecular function (GO): L-allo-threonine aldolase activity
Source: RefSeq, a predicted model, not a curated record